Messenger RNA from Perca fluviatilis (European perch), 3226 nucleotides. RefSeq names its product proton myo-inositol cotransporter-like. The coding region runs from base 427 to 2337 and encodes 636 amino acids. Gene Ontology annotation, molecular function: myo-inositol:proton symporter activity. Gene Ontology annotation, cellular component: membrane. The record is from RefSeq and is a predicted model, not a curated record. The transcript has 11 exons. NCBI's taxonomy places the organism in Eukaryota, Metazoa, Chordata, Actinopteri, Perciformes, Percidae. Gene Ontology annotation, biological process: transmembrane transport.
GCUGUCGGGUGACGUACACAUAAACAUAGCCGCUCUCAGAGCUAAGCGGUAUCAUAGUUGUAAACAAUCGUUGAAAGUCAAUUUAAAGCAUGGUCUGAAGCCAUUGAAGUGCACCGUUUAGGCAAAUUUCUCACAUGACGCGACAGUGAAAUCUGCUGUCAGUCCUACUAACAGAACCGCAAAGUCGACCACAGUAGGGGCUUAUAACGAAAUGUUUUCGUUAGCUAAAUUUAGCUAGCUGUUAAAAUGUCGAGGUUUUGGCUUGCUCCCUGUUUCUUCUCUCGAGCUGGACCGCAGGAAAAUGCCAGUUGAAGGUUAUUUGGACGUCUGGCAUCGCAAAAAAUGCAGCAUAAGUAUCUCCUUUUGUUUGGGCCCACUUUGUUAUGAACUGCUAUGUUUUGAGGGAGCUUGUAUAUGCGCUGACAAAUGAUGUUUUCCCCCAUGUCCAGCAGCCACGAUGAAUACAGUUUGAAGCACAUGAGCAGCUCCAUGGGCGGCAGGAGACAGAAAGCAGAGGAUGGCGGAGAGCAGACUCUUAUUGCACCUCUACGUCCUACUGGUGGGGAUCUCGUGGACCAAGAUGCCUCCACACCAGGGUUCGUCUACAUGUUGGCGUUCUUCUCUGCCCUGGGAGGAUUUCUCUUUGGUUAUGACACCGGGGUGGUCUCCGGGGCUAUGCUGCUCCUGAAGGAGGAGAUGAACCUGAGUGCUCUGUGGCAGGAGCUGCUGGUUUCCAGUACUGUUGGGGCUGCGGCGCUCUCUGCCCUGAGCGGAGGCUUCUUAAAUGGUUGGCUGGGACGCAGGAUCUGCAUCCUUUUGGCCAGUUUCAUCUUCGGCAUCGGUGGCAUCAUCUUGAGUUUAGCCCCGGACAAGGUGGUUCUUCUUGUGGGCAGAAUCACAGUUGGUUUGGGCAUAGGCAUUGCCUCUAUGACAGUUCCUGUAUACAUCGCAGAGGUUUCUCCACCUCACCAGAGAGGUCAGCUGGUCACUAUAAACUCCCUCUUCCUCACUGGUGGCCAGUUCAUUGCCAGCGUAAUCGAUGGAGCUUUCAGCUACAUGAGCCACGACGGCUGGAGGUACAUGCUGGGUUUGUCCGUUGUCCCGGCAGUGCUGCAGUUCGUCGGCUUCCUCUUCCUGCCGGAGAGCCCUCGUUGGCUUCUCCAAAAGGGCAGGAACCAAGAGGCCCGCCAGACUCUCAGCCGGAUUAGAGGGGGCCAGAACAUUGACGAGGAGUACGACACCAUCAGAAUCGCCAUCGAGGAAGAGGAGAAAGAGACUGGUGGAGGACGCUUUGUUAUUUUGCGGAUCCUUCGCCAUGGCCCGACUCGAAGGGCUCUUAUCGUUGGCUGCGGCCUCCAGAUGUUUCAGCAGCUGUCUGGGAUCAACACCGUCAUGUACUACAGUGCAACCAUUCUGCAGAUGGCGGGGAUACGGGAUGUUAAACAGGCAAUCUGGCUGGCUGCUGCAACUUCUGCUACCAACUUUGUGUUCACCUUAGUUGGAGUCUGGCUGGUGGAGAGAGUGGGCCGCAGGCACCUGACCCUUGGCAGCCUUUUUGGUACUGCUCUGAGUCUGACUUUGUUGGCAGUCGGAUUCUUGCUAUCUGCCCAGUAUUCUCCGCCUAUCACCCUCCACCCAGUCGACUCUCAAAACUCAACUUGCAGAUUGUAUGGGUCCUGUGAAUUCUGCAUGUUGGAUCCGGACUGUGGAUUUUGUUAUCGUGAAAACGGCACCGGAGUGUACGACUCCUCCUGCGUUCCUGUCAAUCAAGUGUCCACAGAAGACGCCGCCUGGGGAAGGUGUUCCAACCAGACAGAGACCACUGAUAGCCCCAUCUGGGCCUACAACUACUGUCCAACAUCGUACUCCUGGGUCGUCCUGCUGGGCCUCAUCCUCUACCUUGCAUUCUUUGCUCCAGGUAUGGGCACCAUGCCUUGGACAGUGAACUCCGAGAUCUACCCACUGUGGGCUCGCAGCACCGGCAACGCCUGUUCAGCCGGGGUGAACUGGAUCUUCAACGUCCUGGUGUCUCUGACCUUCCUUCAUGUCGCCGAGUAUCUGACCUAUUACGGGGCGUUCUUUAUGUACACCGGCCUGGUUGUUUUGGGUAUCCUCUUCGUCCAGGGUUGCCUCCCAGAGACCCGGGGCCUGCAGCUGGAGGACAUCGAUAACCUGUUCACCGGUCAGCUCUGCUCCUGUGGAGCCUCCUCACCCCGUGACAAAGGCCACGUCCACUACAUUCGGCAAGCUUCGGAAUUCAGCCCAGCACAAUAUGGAGCGGUGGGGUCAGACAGUGCCAUAGCCUACAUAACUGUAAGUACUGCAUCAAGGUGCUAAUAACUUUUCUGCUAUCCUAGAAAUAUGCCUUUUAUAAUGAUUAAUAUAUUUGUUUUUGCAGCUCAGAUAAUGGUGACCAAGUAACCCUGAACAAGUUAAUAUCAAAGCACCUUUGUUUACAACAUCCUAUUUGCACAGGCACGCUUCAAUUUGCACUUCAAAAUCUAACAACUACAAUAAUUUUUCAAUUCUGAUGGAGUCUUGUGUUUUAUUAAACUGCAAGCUAGGAAUUGCCAUGCCAUGUUUGUGCAACUGAUGUGUUCCCUUUUUAAAUGUUUUAUUUUAGAACAAUCAUUAUUUUCUAGUAAUGUUUUUUUAGUAAUGUACGGACAUCUGAGGAUGUCUAAACUGAAGUUUUCUGAUGAGUAAAAUAUUUAGAAAUAAUAAUAACAUUAAUAUAUAUCCCAAAAACAUUAAUAUUUAUGGGAACAAAAUCUUCCAAUAUUUCUAAACACAUUUUGUGGUUACAGAUCUCACACAUAAUGUCAUAUUUGUGUGUGUGUGUGUGUGUGUGUAUAUAUAUAUAUAUAUAUAUAUAUAUAUAUAUAUAAUAGUUGUUAAACUCACCAGCCUGUGCGAGAACUUAAAAAGGGAAAAAGUAUUGCAUUUUGUAUUGGAAAUUGUACAUGUAUUGACACAGACAUUUUGUACACUUACGAAGUUAGUUUGUCGGGUGGACAGUAAUGAUGAGUGUUUUGAAAAGGAAAACCAAGUUUAUAGGCCAUAGAUCCAUUUGACCUCAUGACAAAUGAGAUGUGUUCAUGUUGGUACUGUUUUUGUUUACAUUUUGUAUAUGAAAUGCUGCCGUAUGUACAAUUACAUUCCAUGUCUCUUUGAUCAUGUUCUGUUCUGUGAUCUUUGGGAAAUAAAUAUACACACUUUGAAGCAA